Benincasa hispida (wax gourd) is the source of this 639-nucleotide messenger RNA. The record is from RefSeq and is a predicted model, not a curated record. Lineage: Eukaryota; Viridiplantae; Streptophyta; Magnoliopsida; Cucurbitales; Cucurbitaceae.
AUGUCGUCAGCGUCUGAUAGUCAGAAUCAAUCCAUGAGUUUUGGAGACGUCUCAUCGGUAAGUUCUUUCUUCUCCUCAUCUGUUUCAACUUUGCCUUCCCCAAGCCCUCGAAAAACCUCAAAAGCCUCUGUCCCAACCAAAACUCUGCACGACAGAGCAUCCUCCACCUCCCAACGACCAUUUCAGUCGAAGCCCACCAAAACACCCACAAAACGUUCUUCCAAGACCACCCAACAACCCAAAACCACCCCUCAACCAAAACCCAAAACCCCUUCAAAACCAAGGCAGCGUCCAUCGUCAUCCACAGCUGCCAAUAAGCCAUAUACCAAGCCCACCCCACCACCAUUCAUUCCAAACAUCACUCCGGUGGGUGCGACGCAUGACCCCAUCCCAGCCUACCUUUAUAACGCCCCAUCAUCAGCCGUGCGUCCACCACCUCCACUGUCAAUCCAACCCUUGGCCACCAUCUACCCAGUUGAAGCAGACACGUCCAGCCAACCACCGCGUUCACCCAUCAUCAUCUCAUCCCCUUGGUUGCCACAUACCCCAUCAGGCACCCCUUCAUUUACUCCACCUAGGCCCAGCUCUGACAAUCCUAUGUCAGAGCGUAACCUUGAAGAGUUAGUAGAAUUGGCUUGA